AAGCAUUUCUCGUGUUCACAGGCAGAUCGGCAGCAGUACACGCUCUCUCUCCUCUCCUCUUGUUCUUCCUCUCAGUUUUACCUUUUUUCUGUUACUAUGUGUGCGUCUACUUGCGUCUCCUGCUGGCUAUGAGGAAUUUUACGUGUCCGUAGUUUUUGUCACUUUGUUUUCCCCUCUUGGAUUUAGUUCGUUUUUGUUUUGUUUUUAAACUCUGGGUGGUUGUUGCUCCACUUUUCUUUUUUUUCCUUUUUUUUUUUUCUUUUUGGUUGUCGGGCGUCGCAAGGGAUUGAAAUUCAACAUGUCGAGGAGCACGGAGGAGGUGUACAAGCUCACUGAAAGUACUUACAAGAGUGUGAUGGACCAGUUCAACCCAGGACUGAGGAACCUGGUCAACCUGGGCAAGAACUAUGAGAAAUCAGUAGCUGCAAUGACCCUGGCGGGAAAGUUGUAUUUUGAUGCAAUGUCAAAGAUUGGGGAGAAUGCUGCAGUGUCUCCUGUCUCCAGAGAAUUAGGUGUAGUGCUGAUGGAAAUCUCAGAGGUCCAUAGGAGAGUUCAUCUUGAGCUGGAAGAAAAUUUUAAGAGGUUUCACAGAGAGAUAAUAGGCGAGCUGGAGAAGAAGACUGACAUGGACGUCAAAUACAUGACAGCCACAUUUAAGAGGUACCAGAUGGAGCACAAGAUGAAGCAGGACUCACUGGAGAGAUCGCAGUCAGAUCUGAAGAAGCUGAGGAGGAAGAGCCAAGGCAAGAACGCCAACAAGUACGAGAGCAAGGAGAGCGAGUGCCUUGAGACGUUGACAAGUCGUCAGAUGGACAUGCAGUUGUUCAUUGCAGACGGCUGUAAAGAGGCUCUACUGGAGGAGAAGAGACGUUUCUGUUUCCUGGUGGACAAACACUGCAUGUUCUCCUAUCAGUUCGCUUCCUUUCACGACAAGGCCAGAGACAUUCUGACGGAAAAGCUGAACAGCUGGCAGGACCAGUGCAACGACGCCAGCGACAUGCCUGAUAGCAUUUUGUCCAUGAUUGAGGGACUUCGAACGCCCAUCACCAUCACGCCUCUGCCCUCUCCCUCCCCAUCACGGCACAGUGUGAACAUGUCAGCUCCCCCGGCCCCUCCUCUGAAGGCUCAGACCAGUCCUCUGGCCAACAUGUUCACCCAGGAGAACAACACCACCACUGUAUCCACUGCUAGCAACAAUAACACCGACCACGGCAUCAGUGAGGACACCAACCUCGGAAGGUCCGUGUCUGUCGCCACAGGCCUUAACAACAUCGUGAAGAGGCCGCGUGUGCGCACCAUCUUCCCCCACACUGCCGGCAACAACAGCACGCUGCUCAGCUUUGACGAGGGAGACAUCAUCACACUGCUGAUCCCUGACGAGAGAGACGGGUGGAUGUAUGGAGAAAUGGAGAAAAACGGAAAGAGGGGCUGGUUCCCUUCAUCUUACUGCCGUGCACUUACAGAGCCACUCGUGAAUAACAACAGUAUGUCCGCUGCCCCGUACCGCAGCCGGAGCGUGGUGAACCUCCACCACCAGGACACGGAGACAGACGAGGCCACCAUGGUGCUUCCUCCUGCCGACUACAGCGACGGCCUUCAGCGGAACGCCUUCAGGAACAACACCUCGUCCAGCAGCAUCGCCACCACACAGAACAACCACCGGCACUCUCCCACGCCAUCUGCAGUUUCUUCUUCCUCGUCCGAUCAGAACACGGCGGCUCAGUCUAACGGCGUCUCCAGACCCGGGCCUGCUUAUCUCGCCGGAGGGAACCCAUUCGCCACAGUCAGACUACGCCCAACUGUCACCAACGACCGCUCUGCACCGGUCAUCUGAUCAACCCACAUUUCCACUCAUCCUCCAUCCCUAAAAGAAAAAACCCUCUUCAUCUUCCCUGGAUGUGCAGCUCUGCUCAGAUAUCUCUGUCCAGAAGCCUCUCCUGGUCCAGAUGGACAAAAAACUGAAAUAAAUAUGCCAUUUGAAUGUGGGAUCCCCUUUACUGCUGCAGUCAUCUGGAAGUAUUUUGGGACUGUUUCAUUGACAGAACAGAGGCUCAUAUAUUUAAGAUAUAUAUAUAUAUAUAUAUUUUCCAAGUCUAUUUUUGUCCCUCUGUUUGUGGUGGUGUUAUUAAAAGACCACUUUCUUACCUGCACUUAAGAAACGGAUGAAUAAAAACGGUCAAAGAAAAUACUGCGAUGUAUUUAAACUGUUGUUUGUUGUUAAAAUGACUGUUAGAAAUCUUUUCUGUUGCCAUAGGACAGUAAAAGAAUGUACUGUAGAGGACCUCUGCAUUUCACCUUCAGGUCCUUUUGACAAAGUUGAAUCUCACUGUCGAUAUUAACAUGAUGCUGGCUGCUGAGAGAUAACUGCAAACUUUAAAGAGAUGCAUAAAAAAGGCACACUCAAGUGAUCUUUAUCUUCAAGUCCCUCCUGUGUAUAUAUUUGUAAAUCAGAUGCUUUAAAUAUUGUCCUCCGCCAUCUUACUGAACUGUCUUGUAGAGCUAGACGAUCAUGGAGAAGGACUUUUGCCUUAAUGACAUACCUACUGUAAAAAAGAAAUCAUGUUGCAUUCUUCAAAUUGUGGACACGAGUUGUAACAAUUGCCUCACCUGUGCAUCGACAGUGCAAUCAUUUGUGCUUUAAUCAUAACAAAUGGCAUUUUAAGACCGAAGUGUGUACACUUGUUUUGGUCUUUGGCCAACGUUAAACUCUUAGAACUUGCUGUAUGACAAAUAAAGAUUUAUUUCUUCAA
Molecule: messenger RNA, 2750 nt
Organism: Notolabrus celidotus (New Zealand spotty)
Lineage: Eukaryota; Metazoa; Chordata; Actinopteri; Labriformes; Labridae
Gene: baiap2l1b
Product: BAR/IMD domain containing adaptor protein 2 like 1b
Exons: 14
Coding region: 299-1834 (511 amino acids)
Biological process (GO): positive regulation of actin filament polymerization; plasma membrane organization; actin crosslink formation
Cellular component (GO): nucleoplasm; cytosol
Molecular function (GO): protein binding
Source: RefSeq, a predicted model, not a curated record